GUAGAAAGUUAAGUUCAAUCAUAAAAAUACAAGAUGAUCUUCCCCGUGGCCCUCAUUUCUGUCAUUACCCUAAUUUCCGCCUCCUUGGGAUCGGAAGAAUCAUGCUACCUCUCCGAAGAGCAGGAAGAUCAAUGUGCAUCGGUUUGUUAUCCAAUCGUGAAACCUCUACUACGCUAUUUUGAGAAAACUAAUGAAAAGGAUGCCCAGCUCCUAAGAUGCAAGACAGACUAUUCGGAACUUCAGAAACGAUACUCGGAUUUGCAGAGCGAGGAUCUAAAACAAUAUGCCCAGAUAUCCAAAUGCCAACUGGAUUUUUCGGACUUGGUGAGAAAGCAUUCGGAAGUGCAGAGUCAACUUAGUGAUGAGAAAGUUAAAAAUGCGCAGUUGCAUUCAAAGCAGCAGGAAGUUGACAAUCUAAUAAAUCAGAAAAAUAAGGAAAUCGACCUCCUAAAAGAUCAAAUAAGGGAACUAAAAGAAAAAACGAAGGCAUUGCCAAGUUGGAAAAAAUAG
This is a messenger RNA of Drosophila bipectinata, 510 nucleotides long. The record is from RefSeq and is a predicted model, not a curated record. Lineage: Eukaryota; Metazoa; Arthropoda; Insecta; Diptera; Drosophilidae.